Mercenaria mercenaria is the source of this 2523-nucleotide messenger RNA. RefSeq lists its product as uncharacterized. The record is from RefSeq and is a predicted model, not a curated record. The transcript has a single exon. The coding region runs from base 1 to 2523 and encodes 840 amino acids. Lineage: Eukaryota; Metazoa; Mollusca; Bivalvia; Venerida; Veneridae.
AUGUCUAGAUUAUCGACCUUCAACGAGCAACCGGAAACAUAUCAGUCGUGGAAAUCAACAUUCCAAGCAGUGGUUAAAGAAAUCGGAGCUUCUACCUCAGAAGAAAUCGACCUCUUGAUAAAAUGGUUGGGUCCUGUGUCGAAGCGGCAAGCUAUUUCUAUAAAGACGGCAUAUAUUAUUGAUCCAGUUGAAGGUCUUAGAAAGAUAUGGUUCCGCUUGGAUGAUCGUUACGGAUCACCGGAAAAUGUAUACAAUGCCACUGUAAAGAAGUUAGAGGCAUUUCCCAAAAUUUCGAUGAUGAAUUGUUCAAAGUUGUAUGAUCUAUCAGAUAUUCUGUCACAAAUCGAAGGAUUGAAAGAAGAUUCUAGAUACGCUACUAUCUUGUCAUACUUCGAUUCAGCUGUUGGUGUUAAUCCGAUCAUUUCAAAAUUGUCGCACAACCUUCAAGAAAAAUGGACGACAGUAGCAGCUAGAUACAAAAUUGAAAAUAAUGUGCCAUUUCCACCAUUUAGUGUGCUUGCCAAGUUCGUUCACGAUCAGAGUCGUAUUCGGAACGAUCCAAGCUUCUACUUUGAUUCUUCAAGCAUGUCAAGUCAACAAGAUGCCAGGAGUACAGGAAACCUCAAACAACAUAAUGGGAAAUCUGUGUCAGUUCACAAAACCGAGCAAACCGAAAUAAAGUGUCAUAUACACAAAGCAAAUCAUUCUUUGGAAAAUUGUCGGGCAUUUCAGAGUAAAUCUUUUGAAGAGAAAAGAAAAGUGUUAAAUGAGAAAAAGCUGUGUUUCAGGUGUUUUAAUGAUAAGCAUAUGGCACGCGAGUGUAAAAAUAAAAUUGAGUGUUCAGUGUGUUCUAGAAAAUCUCACUCAACUAUCAUGCAUCGAGAUUCUCCUGUUGACUCUGGAAGAAGUUCUACUACACCUCAAGAUGCUGCGUAUGGUGAAAGUCAAGGUGGGGAGAGGACAGCCAACCAGCUUGUUACAAACAAUUGUACAGAAAUAUGUGAAGAUACAAAAUCUUGUGCAAAAAUUGUUCUUGUCAAUAUGUAUACUGUAGACAAUCCCAAUAAUAUAGUCAAAUGUUACGUUGUUAUUGAUGAGCAAAGUAACAAGUCUCUCAUGAAAUCUGAAAUGUUUAGUCUGUUAGGGAUUGAAGGUGAAAAUUAUGAUUUUGUACUUAAAACAUGUAGUGGUUCUGUAAAUAAGAGUGGUCGUAGAGCAAAACAAUGUGUGGUUGAGUCUCUAGAUGGUUCAGUCCAUCACGCACUACCAACACUCAUUGAGUGUGAUCAGAUACCAGAUAACAAAAAUGAGAUCUGUACUCCAGAUGAAGCUCGCUGUCACGAGCAUCUAGUAAAUGUUGCAAAUUACAUGCCAGAAUUUGAUGAAAAUGCUGACAUUAUGUUGUUGUUAGGAAGAGAUGUUGUAGAAGCUCACCAUGUACUAGAUCAAGAUGUAGGUCCAGCUGGAGCACCUUUUGCUCAACGCCUAGGAUUAGGCUGGGUUGUUAUUGGUAACUUAUGUUUAGGACAAAUUUAUGUUCAAGAUACUGUCAAUGUUCAUAAAACACAUGUACUUAACAACGGUCGUACAUCGUUGUUCAAACCUUGUGAUCACAUGUCCGUGACUGUCCAAGAUCCAUUGUUUGUCAAGACCCAUGAUGACGAUAAGGUCUCAUUGUCCAUUGAAGAUAGGGAAUUUCUGAGUAUUAUGGAUGAUCAGUUCAAGAAAAGGUCUGACGGUAAUUGGGAGGUUCCUUUACCUUUUCGUUCUCCUCGGGAUAAGUUACCCAACAACAAGGUUCAAGCAGUAAACAGGUCACAGACUUUGUUAAAGAGCUUUCAGAAAAAACCUGUUAAGAAACAGCAUUUCUUUGAGUUUAUGGGACAGCUUUUAAGUAAAGGUCAUGCUGAACUUUCACCCAAGUUAGGUCAAGAUGAAGAAUGUUGGUAUUUGCCCAUUUUUGGCGUAUACCAACCACGCAAACCUAACCAAGUAAGAGUCGUGUUUGACUCAUCCGCUGUAUUCGAAGGUACGUCACUGAACUCUGUACUUUUACAAGGCCCUGACCUUACAAAUAGUCUUUUUGGGAUAUUGGUCCGCUUUAGAAAAGACAAGGUUGCAAUACUUUCAGACAUUGAGCAAUUGUUUUAUUCGUUCAGUGUUAGAGAGAGCGACAGAAACUUGUUGCGGUUUCUUUGGUUUUUAGACAACGACGCAAUCAAACCAUUAGUCGAAUACCGUAUGUGUAAGCACGUCUUUGGUAAUAGCCCAUCACCAGCUAUUGCUACCUAUGGUCUUCGUAAAUCUGUAGAAAAUUCUGACGAAGAUGUUCGCGAAUUUGUAGAGAAAGACUUCUAUGUCGAUGGUGGUCUGUCUUCACAGGUCUCUGUAGAAAAAGCUGUUGAUUUGCUUAAAAGAACUCAAUCAGUUUUAGGCGAGAGUAAGUUACGCUUACACAAGAUUGUGUCAACUGACCCAGAAGUGAGGAAAUGUUUCCCCGUAGAAGAGCUUGCCAAGGUUUAA